Molecule: messenger RNA, 1282 nt
Organism: Acomys russatus (golden spiny mouse)
Lineage: Eukaryota; Metazoa; Chordata; Mammalia; Rodentia; Muridae
Gene: Wdr73
Product: WD repeat domain 73
Exons: 8
Coding region: 49-1167 (372 amino acids)
Biological process (GO): cytoplasmic microtubule organization
Cellular component (GO): cytosol; spindle pole
Molecular function (GO): protein binding
Source: RefSeq, a predicted model, not a curated record
CCAGGAAGUCUGGAGGGCGGAAGUGGAGCGGCGGAAGCCACGGUUGCUAUGGAGCUCGCGGAGGACUGGCUAGUGGAGUCUUUGCGCUUGUACCAAGAUUUUCAUGCAUUUGACCUCUCAGGAGCCACUCGAGUCCUUGAGUGGAUUGGUGAAAAAGGAGUCUUUGUUGCUGGUUAUGAAAGUUUGAAAAGAAAUGAGAUUCUUCAUUUGCUAUUACCUCUCAGACUCUCUGUAAAGGAAAACCAGGGCUUAUUCCCAGAGAGGGAUUUCAAAAUGCGCCAUGGAGGAUUCUCAGACAGAUCUGUCUUUGACCUAAAGCACGUGCCAGGUACCAGGUUGCUGGUGACAAGUGGCCUUCCAGGGUGUCACAUACAGGUGUGGCAAAUUGGAGAGGACAAUGAUGUCAUUGAAGCUGUCAGUACCAUUGAUGUGCAGGACAAAGAGGAGAGUCUCUGGCCUCGCCUGUCUGUCUUCUCCUCUGUGGCACCUGGAAUCCUCCACGGGGCGCGGCUCAGUGGCCUGAGGACUGUGGAUGUGGAAUCCCAGAAGAUCACUUACAGCUCAGGUACAAGUGACAGUGAGCCAUUGAGCAGCCUUCAAGUCCUGGAUGCAGACACCUUUGCUUUCUGUGGCACCUCAGGUCGGCUGGGGCUUGUGGACACCCGCCAGAAGUGGGCACCAUUGGAGACUGUCAGCCCCAGCCCUGGCUCAGGUGGAGAGCGAUGGUGUGCAGAGGUUAGGGAUGGGGGCCAAGGCCCUGCACCCUGCAUCGCCAGCCUUGGCUCUCAUGGGAAGCUCUGCCUCUUUGACUCCCGGACUCUCUGUCAGCCUGUGAGCUCAGUCCAAUGCCCAGUAUCCAGAUCCAGUCCUGACCCAGAGCUGCUGCGGGUGACCUGGGCUCCAGGCCUGGAUAACUGCGUGGCUAUUUCAGGCUUCGACGGGACAGUGCAGAUCUAUAAUGUCACAUCGUGGGAUGGGAAGAGAACCCAAGCGGAUCCCCUUUUCACUCACAAAGGCCACAUCUUCCUGGAUGGGAAUGAGGCUGACUCCGCUCCCCUGGUCACCACCCACACCUGGCACCCUUGCAAACCCAGGACUUUGUUAUCAGCAGCAAAUGAUGCCUCUCUGCAUGUGUGGGACUGGGUGGACCUCCAGGCCUCUUGUUGACAGCUUCGGUUCCCUCAUGGGCCUCUGAGAAGAGGAGUGGCUUGAGUGGCUGCUGCAGGACUCUGAGUGACCACAGGUCUACCACAGCUGUUGGCUUCAGGCAGGUUAGCAUGCC